AUGGCCAAUGAGAAACCAAAGGAAGGAGUCAAGACUGAGAACAACAAUCAUAUUAAUUUGACGGUGGUGGGACAGGAUGGUUCUCUGGUACAGUUUAAGAUUCAGAGGCGUGCACCACUUAGUAAACUAAUGAAAGCCUAUUGUGAAUGGCAGGGAUUGUCAAUGAGGUGGAUCAGAUUCUGGUUUGAUGGGCAACCAAUCAACAAAACAGACACACCUUCGCAGUUGGAAAUGGAGGAUGAAGAUACGAUUAAUGAUUUCCAGCAGCAGACAGGAGGUGUCUACUAAAAAGGGAACCUGCUACUUUACUCCAGAAUUUUGUUA
Molecule: messenger RNA, 324 nt
Organism: Arvicanthis niloticus (Nile rat)
Lineage: Eukaryota; Metazoa; Chordata; Mammalia; Rodentia; Muridae
Source: RefSeq, a predicted model, not a curated record